Molecule: messenger RNA, 678 nt
Organism: Spodoptera littoralis (African cotton leafworm)
Lineage: Eukaryota; Metazoa; Arthropoda; Insecta; Lepidoptera; Noctuidae
Source: the annotation of a GenBank genome assembly
AUGACAAUGGAUAUAUAUGGAUAUGCUGGUUUUCCUUAUAAUCAGUCGGAUGAACUAGCGAAACAAAUGUAUGCGCAUCAGGCCCUGGCUUCGUCGAUACCCUACAAUAAUCGGGCGUUAGCAGAGCCGCAUACUAUGCCUGCGCCCACAGGAACACCAUGGAACGUCCAGGGUUUGCCCUGGGGAAUGCCGUCACCUCCUCAGCUGGUCCAGUUUACCGGUCAGCCACAACUCAUGGAACCAAAAAUUAGUCCUGUAAUCCACUGCAAGAGAAAAAGCUUGGACGUGGAACCAGUCAUACCAGCAAAGCAACUAAUAACUGAAGAGAAAAUGGCCGCCCACCUGAACAGUCUCCACAUAUCAUCAGAGUACACGACACAUGCCCUCGCUACUCCACAAGAUGUUAUGGACAUUGGUAUGGAGCCCGUUAGUGAAAAACUCAAGGGUCACACAAUAGUCUUGUCCGAAGAACUCAAGAAGUUACAGGAAGAACCUUUAUUACCAGCUGCACUUAUUGAUAGAUUGGAGAAACCACACAUGUCUCUAGUAGUGUGGAAGCCCAGAGAGAGUAUCCUAGCGAACAUCCAAGAAGAGAAGAAAGAGGAUGAGAAACAUCCGCAGAAGAGGAACGGACUCCUUGUUACACCAAACCACCAAUCGGACGAUGUUGAGAUGUGA